CUAGCCUAGUGAGCGACAAGGCGGACAUAUUGGUUUGUUGAUUUUUUAAUAGGAAAAGAAACAAAAGGCAGACAGAGGCGGAAAAGUAAAUCAAAUCCGAAUUCAUCGAAGAAUAUGGUUGCAUAACUACCCACAAUAUCAGGACAGAAAUCCAGAAUUAUGGGAGCUGACUCGGAGUAGUGCUGAAGAAAUAGGGAAUCUUCUUGCUUGGUGACGGCCAAUGUUAUAUUUAACACCAUCACUAAAUAAAGUAUUUGGUACAUCAAAUUGACAAUAACAACAGCUGAAAGGAAGAGUUUGAUGUUGACUAACAGCGUAUGAAUUGGAAACUUUUAAGAUGGAGUACAAUAAAUGACUGGGAGAAUUUAAAAGCAAAAAAAUAUAUAUACAACAACUGUCAAUGUUAAGAACAGUGCCUGGGCUAGCACUAUAAAGGAUUUACUGUGGCAUUAUCACAUGUAGACUGCUGCAUCUGAAGUGAAAACAAGCAAUUAGUAAUAUUUAUACAAAUAUUCAAUUUCUCUUCAUUUAGAAGAACCUUCUUACAUAAUUGUACCUGCAAUUCGUACACAUAUGGUGUUUUUAAUUUUUUGAAAAACUUCCUGAAGAGGGUCAAAGUACGCAAAGAAACAUUUAAUAAGGGGGGAAAAAAGCCCCAUAGCAUAUUUGCUUGUGAAGAAGUAACAUUUUCUCUGAAUUGUAAAAAUUAUUCAUCAUGGCUACAGCCAGGACUGAGAACCCCCCUUCAAUGGUAAUGGGACUUCGCAAGCAGAAUGGGCAGUUAAGAGGACAGCAGCAGAAGCCUAUUACUCCACAGGCAGGGUCUUCUGGAUUUGGGUCACAGUCAACAAAAAACACUCACAUUGUUCAGAAUGUUUCUCAGACGCCUGCUGUAUCACAGCCUCCACAAAAUAGUGGAAUCAGGUUUGGUGAUGACUGGAAGAAAGCUCUGCAGCUUCCUCCAAAGGACAUGAGGAUUAAGACAUCAGAUGUGACAGCAACAAAAGGAAAUGAGUUUGAAGAUUACUGCCUGAAGAGGGAAUUGCUGAUGGGCAUUUUUGAAAUGGGUUGGGAGAAGCCUUCCCCUAUUCAGGAGGAGAGUAUUCCGAUUGCACUUUCUGGAAGAGAUAUUCUUGCCAGAGCCAAAAAUGGCACUGGUAAAAGUGGUGCCUACCUCAUCCCACUACUGGAGCGUCUUGAUCUUAAGAAGGACUGUAUUCAAGCCAUUGUAAUGGUGCCGACCAGAGAGCUGGCUUUGCAAGUUAGCCAGAUAUGCAUCCAGAUUAGCAAGCACAUGGGAGGUGUUAAAGUGAUGGCAACCACUGGAGGGACCAAUUUACGUGAUGAUAUAAUGCGAUUAGAUGAAACUGUUCAUGUUGUAAUUGCUACACCAGGAAGAAUUCUUGACCUAAUUAAAAAAGGUGUGGCAAAAGUUGACAGAGUCCAGAUGAUGGUCAUGGAUGAGGCUGACAAACUACUUUCUUUGGACUUUGUGGUGCUUAUUGAGGAGAUUAUUAGUUACCUUCCUAAGAAUCGGCAGAUCCUACUGUACUCUGCUACAUUCCCUAUAAGUGUACAGAAAUUUAUGAGCAAAUAUCUGCAGAAACCUUAUGAGAUUAACCUUAUGGAUGAAUUGACUCUAAAGGGCAUCACACAGUUCUAUGCUUAUGUCACAGAGAGGCAAAAGGUUCAUUGCCUCAACACUUUGUUUUCCAGAUUGCAGAUAAAUCAGUCAAUAAUAUUUUGUAACUCCACGCAGAGGGUGGAGCUCCUGGCAAAAAAAAUUACCCAACUUGGUUAUUCUUGUUUCUAUAUUCAUGCGAAGAUGAUGCAGGAGUAUCGAAAUAGGGUUUUCCAUGACUUUAGAAAUGGACUGUGUCGUAAUCUUGUUUGCACUGAUCUUUUCACAAGAGGUAUUGAUAUACAGGCAGUGAAUGUAGUCAUUAACUUUGAUUUUCCAAAGAAUGCCGAAACCUAUCUUCACCGCAUUGGUAGAUCUGGUCGCUUUGGUCACUUGGGCCUUGCAAUCAACUUGAUCACAUCAGAAGAUCGCUUCAACCUGAAGAGUAUAGAGGACCAACUUGUUACUGAGAUUAAACCUAUUCCAAGCACCAUUGAUAAGAGUUUAUAUGUAGCAGAGUACCACUCUGAGGUGAACAGCCAGGAUGAAGGAGGGCGAUCUGAUGAACAACAGUAAUAGUCCACGAAAUUGUGUGCCCACUCCUGAUAGAUACCUGGCUCAGUGCAAGAGAACUUCUGUGUCCCCACCUUUUCACUUUAAAAAUAUACUGAUCUGCUCAGGCUCAACCCAAGAGUUUACACAAUAAGGUUCACAUGUCUGUGUUUCAUACUGUGAAGCAGAGCUGAAAGCAGAAAAUAUGGCAUCUGUCAAACUCCAGUGGAAAGACUGAGACCGAGCAUAUAUCCAGUUGGAGUCAGUAAAUCAUCCCUUCUGAUUGAAGCCUAUCAUCUGUUGUACUUCAGUCUCAAGUGCCUUAAUCUGUAACUGAUUUUGCCGUUGAGCUACCCAAAGCAAAAUUACCAGAGGAGCUGAAGGAAGAAAAGCCUUUGACUGACAUCAGCUCUAAGAGGAGUGGGGCUUUAAGAUAGCAUUUUGGUAUUUCUACUUCCAUUUUAUCCAAAAAGCAUCAUUUUAAAAACAGGACAUUUUGUAGCAGAGCCCCAUCAAUGAGAAAAUAUUGAGUAUAAUGAAUAAUUUCUGUAAUAUUUAACAACAAAUGCUCCAGGUUCUUGUAAUACAAAAACUGGAAUGCCAUUCUAAGGGAUCUGUUAGUAAGUGUAUCCACACGUUUGGAGCCAUUGAUGACAUACAGAUGAAAACUUUUUUUUUUUUUUGUUUUCCUCUCCCUCACCAGUUUUUCUUUUUUCAGCUGUGCAAAAUUUGGAAAAUGCUUUAUUCGCACAAUUUCUGAUAAUGAUGUUGGUCAGAAGGAUAGGAGCUUUCAGGGAUGUUUUAUUUUGCUGCUCCUAUUCCACCAGCCAUUUUCAGCAACAGUACUGCUUUGUGUUGGAAUAAAUCUCUACUGGGGACUGGAGCCUGAACCUACUGUGAACAUUUGAGCAGUCAGCGACUGUAGAACUCACCAGCAAAGCGCCUUUUUUUUUUUUGUUUAAUAUAUAUAUAUUAUAUACACAUAUAAAACAGUGUUCCUUCAAAAAAAAAAAACAAUAUUUUGACUUUUGGAUAGGGGAAUUGAGUUGGUAAUGGUAUUCCUUUGCAGGAGUGAAACGAAACAAAAAUACACUUGCCUCACAAAAUUAAUGUAAGAUGGACACAUACAACAAAAACUUAUUUUUUCAUAUAAAACAGGAAUUUGGCUGCACUUGUUUAUUGUAUAGUAAGAUGUAUUAUAUAUGUACAAAAAACACAACUUAAAAGAACUUGUAAAUAUUGUAUCAUAGUGUUCCAGGGUGCUAGAAUGUUGUGACAGUAUGGACAUGAGUUCUGUUACAAGAGACCUGGGUUUUGAUUCGUCUCUCAUCCCAGCUGAAAGGAGGCAUUUAUUGAAUGCUGCGCUAAGAGUGAUUGUACAGUAUAUAGGACAAUUACAUACACAUAUGCUAUUAAAAUGUACAUAGGUUUAAUGUAGCAGCAUGUGUGUGUCUUGUAAGCAAAGUUUCCUACAGAUGUCUUUUGCUUGCACUCUUGUCAGCAGCUUUCCUGCUCCAGGUAAUGUGUGCACUUUUACAUUACAUUUAAAUUGCACUUGCUGGUGGCUUGCUGUUUUGCUGUAUUCAAGUUUAGGAGUGAUAUUCUGCUGCCAUUCUAAAGAUUGCCCAAACAGGGUCAGUGGUCAGGAUAUAAAUAAAUUAGACCAGCCCAACUUGCUUGUUAAGCCCCAGCUGGCAGUUUGGAAUGAACAUUUUAUAUAACAUUGCAGGAAAGCAAACUGGACAGAUGGCAAGGAUUUUUGUCACCGCAAGUGACUUUGCAAAAACACCCAGAGUUUGGAGUUAAUCUUUAACUUAUUUUUUUUCCCAGCAGCACCAAAAAUUGUUUGACUUUUAAAACCAGUUUGGAUUUAAAUAUGAUCAUGUAGGCUAAUAGAAGCUAAGUUUACUGCCAGUUUUUAGAUGACACUGAAAGGCUGGUUUGUGUUAGUUCUUAAAAAUCUAAACUUAUCUCUUGAUGCCAAAUUCUUGCAUUACUGAGGGUGGCUUCACAUAAAACUUAUAUAAGAGGUUUCUGAAUUGAUUGCCUACAACUGACCAAUUUGCUGUUUUUUAUUUUGUGUUUGUUGAAAGUGUUAGAUUAAAAAAGCUGCUGAGACUUUAUUUACCUAAUCUUUUGAGCAAAUUACUUUGCUGGCAUUAUUCCCUUAUAAAUGUUUUGAGCAUCUUGCUACAGUGUUAACAUUAUUUGUCUCCAUUUUAAAGUCAAACUGGUUUCCAGUCCAUUUUAUGAAAAUGUUUUCAGAUUUUUGCUUUCUCCGUUUUUGUUUUAUGGUAGGCUUUCAUGUUGCAAUUUAAAAAUUAAGACUGCUUCUUGGUGAAAACUGAAGGAAUUUGUCUUGUUCCUUUUCAGUAGGCAGCUAAACAAAGCAUUUAAAAAAAAAAAAAAAAAGAAAAAACGGUGAAUGACUUCUAUUUGGAGCUGAGAAAUUUUGUUUCCGUCUGUCUAAAAUGCUGUUUUGCCCUGUUUAGAGAAUUUGUUUGCCCAGAGAAUCACAGGAGCAACAGUGAAAUAAUAGUUUGAUUUUUAAAUUGACACUUGUUUUCCAUUAUAUAUUGACACCCAGAGGGUUAAUCCAGGUGGGAUUUAUUACAGUAGCUUCAGGUUAGUACCUUCAGUAUCUUACACUCUAUGCUGUGGUUUAAUACAUUCAGAAAAUUAAUCAAAACUCUUAAUAGUCUUCUGUUAAUUUAUUUUUUCCAAGAAUAAUGUAUCAAAAUCACUAAGGUACCUGGAUAAUUCAGUGCGCAGCGUCCAAACAAUAUGAAACCUACCUAACUGCACGGGCAUGUGUGUGUUCUUAGUGCACUGUUUGGUUUGUAUGUGAACAACAGUGAGAUUGGUCAGUUGAUUUUUAACUUACCAACCUCUGAAAUGGUCCAUACCACUGGGGUUUCUUGAACACUUUAGAUCUAGCUGACCACCUUCUUUUUGAAAACGUUUUUCUGCUCUACUUUUGACACCUCAUAUUUCAGUCUAGAUACUGUAACAUUUAUUUUAACAUAUUCCUUUUAGACAUUUUAAUCCAUUUAACAGAUCCUACUGGAUUAAAUUUCUUUCAUCUGCAGUCAAAUUAGAAUGAGACUGUAGAGGAUAGUUGUCUCCAGUCCUGUUUUGACAUGCACAAGUGUCGCUGUACCAUUUGUUUUACUGCUGUUUUUUAUUGUUAUUCAAGAACAAAUAAUUAAAAAAAAAAAAAAAAAGAAAGAAAGAAAGAAAUGUUGGUCAGUUUAUACAUAGAGAGCUGUUUCUGUAAUGACGUUUCAUGGCUGACUACCCCUGCUGUCAGUCUUGUGUGUGUAUGUUUUGUUUUUUUGAUAAAUUGAAGCUCAUACAAAAAAACUUUAUUAGAUGUUACAGACUUGGAGGAAAAUCAGUCCUGUGGCUUUACUAUAUCUGAAAACCUUUUGUUUUCUGUACCUUCACAUUGACUGCACUUUUGUUUACAUAACAUAGUUAUUAACCCCUGUUGCCUUUUGGCCUCAGCCACUUCUAGUGUGGUUUGCUACCAAAUUCCUAGGCAGUUUGUAUUCUGCAUUAUCAGUUUAUGGGGAUGGCAUCACAAUAUUUUUAAAUGUCAUAUACUUUCCUCCAGUUCUGCCACAUUUGUUUAAUUACAUUACAGCUCUCACAGUAAAUUGAACAAAUAUUGAAAGCACACAUACACGUUGAACCAAUAAUUUAAUUUAGCAAAAGUAAAUUGUGUGGUGUCCCAGUAGAAUUAGAAGCAGGGGAACUAUGUGUGACAUUUAUUAGUGAUCCCAAUGGCAGGUGAUGGUGUGUGAAUGCAGACAAGUGUACCAUCAUAGCUGAGCUAGUGAGUCACACAUGCCAUUCAUUGGGAUUACUAUGGUGGGGAGGGGAUGGAGGGAGGGGGUGGGGGGGAUUGGGGUUUCUGAGAUUGGAACUGGGGAAUGGGGAGCCACUGGUGGGGAGAUAUGUUUUUAUUAUGUUCAAAACAAUGCUGAACAAACCAAUGUUGGGGUGGUUGGAAGGGUUAGACUUCAUGAUGAAUGAAUGCACUGUCUAAAUAAUUUCUGUUCUUUAGUUAGAAGGAAAUCUCAAAUGUGGAUUUUUUUACCAUUCCUUUUCAGCUCUUAUCUGGAUUGAAAACUGGCUAGUUUUUUGUUUUUUUCCCCCUUCCCCUCUUCCCUUAGGUUGGACACUUUCCCAUUAGUAAAUCUAGUUUUUUUUGAUACAGUGCAAAAAAAAAAAGCAGGUAUAAUAUUGUGGUCGUCUUACAACAGACAUGGGAAAGGGUUUUUUUUUUCUUCUUCUCCAGGGGGGAGGGGGGUAAUGUAUAUCUGUGAGACUCCGGAGACACUAAGACCACACUCAGCACUUUAGAUCAGUCAUGGCAUAGACAACUAAAAAAAAAAAAAAAACACCCCAAUUUUUUUUUUUUAGUCGUGGUUUUGUGUCUCCUGACAGGCUCACACCAAUGUCCUCUUCUGGUCAAAAUAAAAAUGAGUAGUUUAGCCAAAUAUGACAAAAAAAAAAGCUGAAUUAUAUUUAAAGUGUUUGUUUAUAAUUGACAUCAGUUUGUCCCAUCGGUCUUCUGGUGAUUGCUGAAUGUGUCUGAUAAGUUCAAAAUGGAAAUAAAUAAAAAGAAAAAAAAAAAAACAUUCUUCAAGUUCUGCUUUGAAUAUAAAUUUUAAUGUAAGGAUUUCUAUUUAGAUGUUAGAACAACAGGACCAGCUUUCCAGAUAAGCAGAAAUGUGGCAGUUAUUAUACAGUAAUAUUUAAACCCGUCUGAUUCUUAAGGCUCAAAUUAUUUGUAUGUCUCUGCAUAGUAGUUCUAUUAUACUGUAAGUUAGUUCUGCCAGCUGUAUGGGGCAUGCCGGCUUAUGCAUUUAUUCUGAUGAGUAAAAUGAAUUGUGGCUAGCUUAUUUGGCCCUGUUACUAAUAGUACUAGCAUUUUAAGUUCAUGUGGCCCAGUCAACAUUUCAGUCGGGACCCGAAGGGACAAACUUUUGUUUUUAUGUAUUUUUCCUCUUUAUCAAAAGCAGACAAUAUCUUUAAAAAUGUUGAAGGCUUUUUCUGUUUGUGAAUUUCUGGAUUAUUUUAGUUUUGAUCAGUAUAAAAAAGUCAAACAUGUUUGUCAUCCCCUUAUGAAAAAAAAAAAAAAAAGUUGGGUUGAAUACCUUGAACAGAAAUACAUAAGCAAUAUGGAAACUGCAAAGUAAAAUAUUGUUUUAAAAAGAAAAAAAUAGCCCAUCUGUUACUGAUGAGGUAUGUUCUUAUUAAAAGACAACUGAAAAUUUU
Molecule: messenger RNA, 7459 nt
Organism: Erpetoichthys calabaricus (reedfish)
Lineage: Eukaryota; Metazoa; Chordata; Cladistia; Polypteriformes; Polypteridae
Product: probable ATP-dependent RNA helicase ddx6
Exons: 15
Coding region: 716-2197 (493 amino acids)
Biological process (GO): P-body assembly; cytoplasmic stress granule assembly
Cellular component (GO): P-body; cytoplasmic stress granule
Molecular function (GO): mRNA binding; ATP binding; RNA helicase activity
Source: RefSeq, a predicted model, not a curated record